This is a messenger RNA of Strongylocentrotus purpuratus (purple sea urchin), 2155 nucleotides long. RefSeq names its product dimethylaniline monooxygenase [N-oxide-forming] 2. The transcript has 9 exons. NCBI's taxonomy places the organism in Eukaryota, Metazoa, Echinodermata, Echinoidea, Camarodonta, Strongylocentrotidae. The record is from RefSeq and is a predicted model, not a curated record. The coding region runs from base 185 to 1786 and encodes 533 amino acids. Gene Ontology annotation, molecular function: flavin adenine dinucleotide binding; NADP binding; N,N-dimethylaniline monooxygenase activity.
AUCUUCUAAUAUUGUCAUUCUUCGUUGAUCGGCAUGUUUAUAGGCACACACUGUCUUCCCCUAGAGCUAGUAAGAAUAAAAGAAGUUGUAGGAUACAAGUACACGAAGCCAUAUUAGUGUCCAAAGGUACGAUUCGUUGCUUGUCAGAGAGCUGUUGUGACGUCAACAUUGAUCAGACUUCGCCAUGGGUGUAAAGACGGUGGCGAUCAUCGGAAGCGGGGUCAGCGGCCUGGUAUCUCUCAAGCAAUGUCUGGAGGAGGGAUUCGAACCUGUGUGCUUCGAAAGAGAGUCGUCAUUUGGCGGCGUGUGGAUCUUUCAUGAUGAGCCUGUUAAGACGCAUAACCGAGGCUCUCUUUAUCACUGCCUGGUUCUCAACUCCAGUAAGAACAUGACCAACUUCAGCGACUUUCCAUACCAAAAGGCAUCAUCUCCGUACAUCCAAGGAAAGGAGUUCAUCAACUAUAUCAAGGCCUAUGUCGAUCAUUUUGACCUCGAACGUCACAUCCGGUACAGCACUGACGUGAAGCGCGUGGAGAAGGCCACUGAUUAUGACAUCACAGGUCGGUGGACAAUCACCUCUGCUUGUAACGGCGGGGAGGUGAAGCAGGAGACGUUCGAUGCGGUGAUGGUCUGCACAGGACUUUACUCCGAUCGGAACAUGGUGGAGUACCCCGGGCAAGAGGAAUUUACGGGAGAGAUCAUGCACAGCAACGAGUACAAGAAGGCUGACGGGCUGGCGAAUGGCAAGAAUGUCCUCGUCGUCGGUGGCUCACAUUCAGCGGGCGAUUGUGCAGUCGAUACAAGUCGAGUUUCAAAGAAGACGUAUCUGAGCAUGCGCAAGGGAACCUGGGUCGUCCAGCGGAUGGGACCUGACGGAAUGCCUCGAGAUAUGGCGGUCAACCGGCGUAUCAACUUCUUCAUCCCCGAGUGGCUCCGGCGGAAGAAGGUCGUCGACCAUAUCUACUCCAGGGUUAACAUGGACAACCUUGGUCUCAAGUCUGUCAAUAAAAUGUUCUGCUCAGAGGUUAUGGUCAAUGAUGAUAUUGGUUCUAGAAUUCUUUGUGGUGCAGUAGUGUGCAAGACUGGAAUCGACCAUUUCACCGAGAGGGGUGUGGUCUUCACCGAUGGGACGAGCGUUGAUGAUCUGGACCUUGUGGUGUACGCCACGGGUUACCAACUCAGAGCUCCCAUUGUGGACAACGAUAUCAUCAGCGAUGGUAUGAAAGACUUGGAAUUGUACCUGUACAUUUUCCCACCUCGCCUGAAACAUCAGACCUUCGCCGCCGUGGGGUUUGUAGAAACGAUCGGAGCUCACGCCCCCGUCUUCGAGAUGCAGGCACGCUACGCCACACGGGUCUUCAAGGGGUGUGCUAGCAUCCCUCCCCAAGAGGUCAUGUUCGCAGACAUCAAGAGAAGAAAGAACUUUAUGCAGAACCGGUUUGGAAAACCCAAGAACUUUUUUCCGUCUAUCCCGUACCAAGAAAUGUUAGCAGAUCGCAUCGGUGCCAAGCCCAAGUUCUGGUCCAUGGUGUUAACAGAUCCUGUCCUUGCCUACCGUACUUUCUUGGGACCAGCACUCCCCUACACCUUCCGACUUGUUGGCCCCCACGCCUGGUCCGGUGCACGUGACGCCAUUAUGGACGUGUGGAACAACACAUUCUAUGCCACUAAGACCAGGAUGGUCCCAAAAUCCGCUGGAGGUCACGGAAGUCUCGAUUUUGGUGUUCUGAAGUUUCUUGUGGUGGUUCUGGUUGCGCUAACCUUUUUCCUUUCGAUUCUGUGUUGAAUGAUUUGCCUAUUGAUGAGGCGUCGUGGUUACUCCUCUAUCAUAUUCUAAAUAAAACCUAAAAUAGAACAGGUACGACGCUGGAGGAGGGGUGGGAGGAGUAAACAUUUACAGUGCGAGUCCAAAAAAGUUUUCACCUAGAAAAUUGCUAAUUAUUUUAACAAUAAUUCAUGAAAAGUAAAUUAUUAUACAUCUUAUAAAAAAGUGUUUUAUUCCAACUCAUCUGGUAUCAUUUUUGUGUAGUUUGUGGUCACGCUUGGACGAACAGGAGACAUUGUUUAAGAGAGUGCAAAAAUCGACUUGCGCCAAAUUGAUGCCUAUGUGAUGUUCGAAUAAAACAAUUUGGAUUUGGGUAUUAAUUCGGUCUUU